Closterium sp. Yama58-4 is the source of this 1500-nucleotide messenger RNA. NCBI's taxonomy places the organism in Eukaryota, Viridiplantae, Streptophyta, Zygnematophyceae, Desmidiales, Closteriaceae. The record is from the annotation of a GenBank genome assembly.
AUGGCGAGAGUCGCAACACUGGUUACUGUCGCAACUGCGCGACCAAAGCCUUGGUUCUUAGGGAUCUUCCACACUCUAGAAGGUCAAGAGCGUCGCAGCGGUGCCUGCGCAUAUCGCGUAUUCCGAUCCAAGGUAUUGGCGGAAUGUGUGGUGGAGAUGGGUGCGACGAGUUAUGACUGGACACCGAGCGAUCCGUGCACGCCGGACGUAGGCCUCGAGUGUAACCCCGACGGAACACUCAAGUCCAUUGACUUCUCCGGUUCUGAUCUGGGAGGAAGCAUCUGCUCCACUAUAGGCAACCUCAGUACACUGGUUUCCCUCAAUCUGGGCUACAACUCGUUGUCAGGCCCCAUCCCUGCGAGCAUUGGUCAGCUUCCACUGCUGCAGACACUCGAUCUGAGCUACAACUUGUUGUCAGGCCCCAUCCCUGCGAGCGUAGGGCGGCUUUCCAUGCUGCAGAAACUCGAUCUAUCAUACAACGGCCUACAGGAUUCAUUGCCUUCCACCAUCGGCUCUUUAUCCAGCCUUCAAAUCCUCGAUCUACUUAACAACUAUUUUAAUGGAACGUUACCCGCGUCUCUGGGUGCUCUCACUGAUCUGCAAAUUCUCGACCUUGGGAACAACUCCUUCUCUGGAAGCUUCCCAACUGCCGUGUCAAAGCUAACUCAGCUCUCGUUCCUGUCGCUCUUUUACAACAACUUCGAAGGAUCUGUCCCCUCGUCCAUCUCUCGCCUCUCGAAGCUCCAAGCGCUGAAUCUAGGCGCAAACGAAAACUUGGAGGGGGAAAUCCUUCCAGCAGUGGCAACCCUCCGCAACUUGGUUGUCGUUGACCUUGCAUACAACACAUUCUCCGGUUCCAUCCCUACAGAGUUCGGCAAGCUCACCAACUUGCAGACUGUUGUUCUUCUAGACAACGAGUUCACAGGCAGCAUACCACAAACCCUCGCCGCACUCAAGAAACUCAAUCACAUUGACUUCGCCCGCAACAUAUUCCGAGGCACCAUCCCUUCAUUCUUCGCCACCCUCACCAAACUCGACAUGCUGCACUUUGACAAUAACCAGUUCUCCGGAGAAAUUCCUUCCCAAUUGGGAAGCCUCACAAAUCUCACAUACCUGGGUUUCGCCACCAAUGCUCUCUCGGGCACUGUUCCUCCCACCCUCGGGAAUCUCCUUCUCCUCACGGAGCUAGAGCUCAACGAGAGUGGCACGGUGUGCCCAGGAGCCGGCCAGCCAUGCGUGGUGCCGCAAACCCCCUCCUCGCAGUUCUGCCUUUCAUGCCCCGACUUCUGCUCCUCCUGCUCUCCUAGUGCUGAUGCUGGGCCAUCCCUUCCUCCUGCCACUAGCGCUUUUUCUCCUCUUUCCACGGAUACAAACACGCCUCCCUCCUCCUCUUCCUCCCCGUCCUUUGUCCGGGCUGCCUCUGGGAGCUAUCAUCAGCAUUUCUGUGGGGUUUGGGGUGUACUCGUAAUUGCCCUUCUUGUUAUUGGCCUGGCCUGUUGA